Daldinia vernicosa is the source of this 1010-nucleotide messenger RNA. Its product is annotated as P-loop containing nucleoside triphosphate hydrolase protein. Bases 431 to 967 code for a protein of 178 amino acids. NCBI's taxonomy places the organism in Eukaryota, Fungi, Ascomycota, Sordariomycetes, Xylariales, Hypoxylaceae. The transcript has 3 exons. The record is from RefSeq and is a predicted model, not a curated record. Gene Ontology annotation, molecular function: ATP binding; AMP kinase activity; ATP hydrolysis activity. Gene Ontology annotation, cellular component: cytoplasm; nucleus.
UUUUAAAAAAAAAAUCCACUAAGUGAUGGAAGGUUUUCGCUAUAAAGGCAAAGGUACGUUAUGAAACAGAAAUUGGAAAUUAAACCUCUGGCUUAUGACAAUUAAAUCGGAAGUGAAUUGUCGAGUUUUAAAAGCACGACCUGAUCAAUAUACGACAAUUCUAAACAAUCGAUAUUUUCAAUUGUUGGUUUUUAUUUCCAAGCUGUCUCCUUGUUGAGUGCGCCCCUAGGCUGAUAAGUCUUCUGUCUCUCACUGGAACCACUCUCAUACCGAAGUCUGAAAAGAGCAAGCAAUUUAAUUAAUCCAAGCCAGCUUUUUUGAGGAAAAAGGAAACUACCUGCCUUUAAACCCAAAAAAGGGUUUGCUGGUUAGAUAAAAUAAAGUCAGACGGAGAGAAGGAGAAAAGAAAAGAAGGAAAAGGAAAAGGACAAUGCGCACCGAACCAAACAUCAUCAUCACGGGCACGCCGGGCGUGGGCAAGACGACGCACGCGGAGGUGCUGGCGGAGCGGACGGGGAUGCGGCAUGUCUCGGUGAAUCAGGUGGUUAAGGAUAAGGAGUGCCAUGAGGGGUGGGAUGAGGAGUUUAAGAGCUGGAUCGUUGAUGAGGAUAAGUUACUCGAUGCGCUAGAAGAGGACAAUGUCAAGGCCGGCGGCUGCAUCAUAGACUGGCACGGCUGCGAGAUCUUCCCGGAGAGUUGGGUCGAUCUGGUGGUAGUGCUGCGGGUGGACUCGAGCACUCUAUAUGAUCGAUUAUCCUUAAGGAAAUACCCCGAAGCAAAACUACAAGAAAACAUAGACUCGGAGAUCAUGGAGGUGCUACUACAAGAGGCACGAGACAGCUACGACGAGCAGAUCAUCGUCGAGCUGACGAGUAACUCGACCGACGAGAUGGAGAGUAAUGUCGAUCGCAUCGAGGCGUGGAUUAAGCAGUGGAAGCAGGAUCAUGCUGCGGAUGGGGAGCAGUAAGGGAUGUAUUGAUUAGGUAGUUAAAUUGAUGAGAUACCCGUGA